Prunus armeniaca (apricot) is the source of this 405-nucleotide messenger RNA. The record is from the annotation of a GenBank genome assembly. Lineage: Eukaryota; Viridiplantae; Streptophyta; Magnoliopsida; Rosales; Rosaceae.
AUGAAGGAAGUGGGUUUCGAUCUAAGUGUUCUUCACUUCACAACAUUGAUAGAUGGACUGAGCAGGGCUGAAAAUCUGGAUGCCUGCAAGGCUGCUGGGGAGCUUGAGAAGGCUCAAGGAGUGUUUGAUGAGAUGAUCACUAAUGGGCAGCUUCUGAAUGUAUUUACAUACAAUGCUAUGAUCUGUGGGGUUUGUAUGGCAGGAAAGUUAGAGGAAGCAUGCUCCAUGCUUAAGGAUAUGGAAUCCAGAGGCUGUAAUCCAAAUUUCACCGUACACAGCACCCUAGUAAGUUAUUUGCAAAGUGCUGGAAAGCUUGCCAAAGCUCAUGAAGUAAUAACACAUAUGGUGGAGAAGGGGCAGAAUGUGCAUCUACUUUCAAAGUUCAAGGGAUAUAGGAGAUCUUAA